Messenger RNA from Xenopus tropicalis (tropical clawed frog), 904 nucleotides. The record is from RefSeq and is a predicted model, not a curated record. NCBI's taxonomy places the organism in Eukaryota, Metazoa, Chordata, Amphibia, Anura, Pipidae.
AUACGUCAUGACCGCCCACCGCCAUCCCCUUUUUUUUACUGUGGUAGCUAUGGAUACGAAACUUGUCUAGGGAAGGCCAUGGAGACAACUGGGGAACCGUGUGCUCCAGAGUUAUCUCAGAUUUCAUAUGUUUUCCCCAAUGGAGACAGAUAUGAUGGAGAAUGUAGAAGGACACAAUCAGAAUUGUUGGAGAGGAAUGGAACAGGAGUCCAUAAAAGUCUGUGUGGUUUGACCUACUCAGGAUUAUGGAACAAUGAUAAGAUGAAUGGCAUGGGGAGACUUGAACAUCCAUCAGGGGCUGUGUACGAAGGAGAAUUUACUGAUAAUAUGUUUCAUGGGAAAGGUACAUACAUUUUCCCAAAUGGAGCCAGAUAUAUAGGAAGCUUUAACCAGAACAGAAUGGAAGGAGAAGGUGAAUACGUGGAUGCACACGGACUGCAAUGGAGAGGAAUGUUUCAUUAUAAAGCAGCACCGGGGCUCAGAUUAAAGCUGGAAAUAUAGUUCUAAUCAGACUUACACCAAAAGAAGGACAUCAUCUUCUAGUCAGUCAUCUGUAGCACUUUCUUGCUUGACCCAUUAUGCAUAUAGCAGAAGAAGGGAUUACAUUAAAAAGAAUAAACAGUGUCCCUGCAUUGAAAAGUGGCAUGUUCCUAGUAUUACAAAUCUAUAUUAUUAUCAUUUUGUAAAGAGAUAAAUACUGUAGAGUUGGGGGUAAAAUAUGACAAAUCGGUGUGCACCAAUAUAAAGUGCAGAGAACAUUGUUAAUAAAAACUGUGAAUAUUUCUUUAUAGCGUUACAAACAAUCUAUUUUAAGCUCAUCCAGCUUGGCAAAACUUUCAUUAGUUUAAUAGAAUAAGAGAAUUUGCUCACUUCUAUGAUGAAUAAAUAAAGAGACCAUAACAAA